Molecule: messenger RNA, 363 nt
Organism: Diatraea saccharalis (sugarcane borer)
Lineage: Eukaryota; Metazoa; Arthropoda; Insecta; Lepidoptera; Crambidae
Source: the annotation of a GenBank genome assembly
AUGAAACACAACAAUGUAUUCGAGGCACUGUCAUCAGCCCAACGCGAGCUCGGUAAAGGUUUACCGACAAACGCGUCAUCGACGGCGCCCCCGGCCGGCUCGGUGGAGAAUGCCAUCCGACCGGGACUGGUGGCCGUCGACCAGCCACGACCCACGCCCCACACUGGCCCUUACUUCGACCUAAUGGCGUCGAAAAACGUCACCGCCCUACUCGGCAAAACGGCGUACUUGAAUUGUCGUGUCAAGAAUUUAGGAAAUAAAACAGAAACGUGUGCCGAAGAGACGAUGACAGACGGCGUAAUCUUUACAUCGGAGGCUCCGAGCAGAGACGAAGUGCAGAUCACCGGCCAGAUGGUCGAAUAA